This is a messenger RNA of Tremella mesenterica DSM 1558, 1584 nucleotides long. RefSeq lists its product as uncharacterized. NCBI's taxonomy places the organism in Eukaryota, Fungi, Basidiomycota, Tremellomycetes, Tremellales, Tremellaceae. The record is from RefSeq and is a predicted model, not a curated record. The transcript has 3 exons. Bases 1 to 1584 code for a protein of 527 amino acids.
AUGAACAUACAAGGUCUGACACGUCGGCAGUUGGCCCAACGCAAUCGACGGGAGCGGGAGCGGGACACCCGGAAAUUGACCGACCCAAGAGAAAAUGUCUCUGAUCAGAUCAUUGAAGGUCCUGCAGGUGCAUUGGCUGGCCUAAGUGGUCGACAGAUUGGACAACAAGCUCGACGGGAGAGAGAACAGGCAAGACAGGCUGAGAGUGGCUCACCACCUCCUUUGCCACCACAAGCACCCAAAGCUCGACGGACCUAUUCAGACAGCAUGCAACCCCAUCAGCUGGGUAGCUGCAAUAUCAUAUGUCCCAAAUGUCAAGCCCUACACUGGAGUGAAGAGCGUGCACUUCAAGUUGCUGCUGGAGGAGAACGUUCGACUGUGGCAGACCCACGAUUUUCAUCUUGCUGCGCAAAUGGAGCAGUUCAGUUGCCACUCCCAGUCGACCCACCCCCGGAACUGAAAGACCUGUUGACGGAUCUCACCCAUCAGGGUAAGCUGCGUCGUGAGCAGCUCCGAAAUUACAAUAAUUCUCUUGCUUUCACCUCAAUGGGUGUUGAUAAGCAGGACAUGCAAGUCUGGGGACCUCAAGGGAUAUACACCUUUCGUAUUGGCGGACGAGCAUACCACCAAAUCGGAUCAUUACUUCCUGAAGCUGGCGAACAUCCCCGAUUUGCUCAAGUCUUCCUGGCGGGUCUGUCUGAAGCAGAACAGGCUGCUCAGCGAAACAUUCACAUCCGAGGGAGAGGUGAAGAGGGUGUUCUGACCCGCCUGGCUCAAAUGAUAGAAAGGGUUAACCCAUACUAUGCUGCUUUCAAGACUUUCCGUGACCGUGAUAGGGAAUCCGAAGAGGACACGCCGAUUAUGUAUCUUACAGUUCUGAAUCCUCUGCAAAACGACCCUCGCAGAUAUAACCGACCUACAUCAGAUGAAGUUGCAUGUGUAUAUGUUGCCGAUGAAAAUGAACCGUCCCCGGGUCGUCACAUUCAAGUUUAUCUGCGAGGCGGUGGGGUUCGCAACAUUAGUGAACUCCACUCAGCAUAUCUUCCCCUGCACUUCACUCUGAUAUACCCGCACGGAGAGCCGGGAUGGCAUCCAAGGAUCCCUUUGGCUGGGCAACCACUGGGAGAUGAUGACGAGAUUGGUGAGGGGGAAGAUAUUGAGGAUGGAAAUGCUGGAGAUGGUGGAUUGGUAGCUGAAGUAAGACGCUAUGGGCGUGGAGGAUCUAAGCGAGUGACUCAAGCGCAAUUUGCAACCUAUUAUCUCUUCAAACGAUUGGGCAGUUUCAACACCGCACUCUAUUGUGGACGACUCUUUCAAGAACUAUUGGUGGAUCAGUGGGCUCAGACCGAAUCAAACCGUCUACGAUGGAUCCGAGAGAAUCAGACCACUCUCCGAGCGGAAUCAUAUAAGGGAUUGGUCGAUGCGGUUGAUGCUGGGAUUCCUUUGGCUGAUGUAGGCAAAAAAGUGGUGCUCCCCUCGACAUUUGCCGGUUCGCCACGUGGUUGCAAGGAUCUGGGUGAUCGAAUUUCAAAAACGGGGACUUCCGCAUUGUCAUCUGCUCAUGUGCCUUACACCAGACGAUAA